AUGGCACAGAUUGAAGAUACGUUCAAUUCCAAAUUCGAUUAUCCCUACGUGUUUUUGAAUGAUGAACCAUUCACAAAUCAUUUCAAAUCAACAGUUGCAAGCUUGACCAAAGCCCGUGUCUUAUUUGGCCUGUUGAAUUCCACCAUGUGGGGAUAUCCUGAUUUCAUUGAUCAAGAAUAUGCUGCAGAAUGUCGAAAAUCGAUGACAGAGCUUGGAAUACCUUAUGCAUCGAGCGAAUCUUAUAGACAUAUGUGCAGAUUUCAAAGUGGAUUCUUUUUCAGACAUCCAUUGCUGGACGAGUUUGAUUACUAUUGGAGAUUAGAACCCUACGUUGACUACUACUGCCAAAUUGAUUACGAUGUGUUUAGGUUCAUGAGAGACAAUAAGAAAAAAUACGGCUUCACUAUUGCCUACAAAGAGCACAUUGAAACAGUACCUACUUUAUGGAAAACAGUAAUGAGCUUUCUAGACGAAUACCCUGAUAUUGCCAAGCAACUACCCUCUCGAAACGAAUCCCUAAUCAACUUUGUCACCAACGACGAUGGUCAAUCUUACAACACCUGCCAUUUCUGGUCGAACUUUGAGGUUGGUGAUCUGUCUUUAUGGCGGUCUGAAGCAUACUUGAAGCUGUUUGAGUAUCUCGAUAGAUCUGGAGGGUUUUUUUACGAGAGAUGGGGCGAUGCACCAGUCCAUUCGAUCGCUGCGGCAAUACUGUUGAAAAAGAGCGAAUUUCAUUUUUUUAAUGAUAUAGGCUAUCGGCAUACAUCCUAUACGCAUUGCCCAGUGGGCGAUGCAUUUCGAAUAAGAUGCUCAUGCGACCCAAAUAACAACUUUGACUUCAACAUGGAAUUAAGCUGUUAUCCAAAUUACAAGGCUGCUCUACAUCCACAUUAUAAGAGAAUAUUUGACAAACUGAUGCCUGUGGCUGACCAUCAAGAUUAA
Mucor velutinosus is the source of this 942-nucleotide messenger RNA. RefSeq lists its product as uncharacterized. Lineage: Eukaryota; Fungi; Mucoromycota; Mucoromycetes; Mucorales; Mucoraceae. Gene Ontology annotation, molecular function: alpha-1,2-mannosyltransferase activity. Gene Ontology annotation, biological process: cell wall mannoprotein biosynthetic process; protein N-linked glycosylation. The transcript has 5 exons. The record is from RefSeq and is a predicted model, not a curated record. Bases 1 to 942 code for a protein of 313 amino acids. Gene Ontology annotation, cellular component: membrane; Golgi apparatus.